AUGGCCCUGAAUGUAAAAGCUGGUCUAGCUCUAGGCCUGACCGUCAGCAGCAGCAUCAUCAGAAAGCGAUGUCGGGCCGCGGCCCUGGGGGCUCCGCCUCUGCCAGCGGGACCCAGCGCGCUGCCCGGACCGGCGCUCAGUGGGCCCGGGCUGGCUAGAGGCAGAGGGCCCCGGGGCCCUGCGGCGCAGUACCCGAGGCCUGGCGGGUCACCAGGAAGCCGGAUGCCCAUGGCUGGCUUGCAGGUGGGACCCCCUGCAGGCUCCCCGUUUGGCAGAGCUGCUCCACUUGGACCUGGCGUGCCACCCACCGUGAUGGACCCAUUCCGAAAACACCUGCUUGUGCCCCAGGCUCAGCCCCCGAUGCCUGCCCAGCGCCGGGGGUUAAAGAGGAGGAAGGUGGCAGAUAAAGUUCUACCUCAGUGAAUUCGGGAGCUUGUCCCAGAGCCUCAGGUGUACAUGGAUCUCUUGGCUUCUGAGCGCAAGCUGGACCAGACCAUUGCUCGAAAGAGGAUGGAGAUCCAGGAGGCCAUCGAAAAGCCUCUGACUCAAAAACGAAAGCUGCGGAUCGAUAUUUCUAGUACGUUCAGUCCCAGCAAAGCAGAAGGUGAUAGUGCAGGAACCGCAGGGACCCCCGGGGGAAACCCCGCAGGGGACCAGGUGGCUUCCUGGGAACUCCGAGUAGAGGGAAAACUGCUGGAUGAUCCUAGGAAACAGAAGAGGAAGUUUUCUUCAGUCUUUAAGAGCCUCGUCACUGAGCUGGACAAGGAACUGUACGGGCCUGACAACCACCUGGUGCAGUGGCACCGGAUGCCCACCACCCGGGAGACAGAUGGCUUCCAGGUGAAACGGCCUGGAGACCUCAACGUCAAGUGCACCCUCCCGCUCAUGCUGGAUCAUCAGCCUCCCCAGUACAAGCUGGGCCCCCGACCGGCAAGGCUGCUGGGGGUGCACACACAGACGAGGGCUGCCGUCACGCAGGCCCUGUGGCUCUACGUCAAACGCAACCAGCUGCAGGACGGCCACGAGCGGGAGUACGUCAACUGCAACCGGUACUUCCGCCAGAUCUUCAGUUGUGGCCGACUCCAUUUCUCUGAGAUUCCCAUGAAGCUAGCUGGGUUGCUGCAGCAUCCAGACCCCAUGGCCAUCAACCGUGUCAUUAGUGUGGGCCCUAACGGCCAGAAGAAGACAGCCUGUUAUGACAUUGAUGUGGAGGUGGAUGACCCACUCAAGGCCCAGAUGAGCAAUUUUCCGGCCUCUACCACCCAUCAGCACGUCGCCUCCCUUGAUGUCAAGAUCCAUGAGACCAUUGAGUCCAUCAACCGGCUGAAGACCCAGAGGGAUCUCAUGCUCAAUUUUAGCACUGACCCCCAGGACUUCAUCCAGGAAUGGCUCCGUUCCCAGCACCGGGACCUCAAGAUCACCCCUGAUGUGACUGGUAAUCCUGAGGAGGAGAGACGAGCUGCUUUCUAGCACCAGCCCUGGGCCCAGGAAGCAGUGGGGAGGCACAUCUUUGCCAGGGUGCAGCAGCGAAGGCAGGAACCGGAACAGGUGCCGGGAAUCCGCCCGACCCCAGGCUCAGGGAUCCCUUCCUUGCUUCCCAGGCCUGGAGCACCCCCCUCCUCAGCCUGGAAGGGGACCACCCUCUGGGGCACAGACAUGGAGGAUAAGGAGGGGGGAGGGGUGUCUCCUGCCACCCUCUGCUCCCCAGCUUUGGUUUCGUAA
This is a messenger RNA of Physeter macrocephalus (sperm whale), 1722 nucleotides long. RefSeq names its product SWI/SNF-related matrix-associated actin-dependent regulator of chromatin subfamily D member 2-like. NCBI's taxonomy places the organism in Eukaryota, Metazoa, Chordata, Mammalia, Artiodactyla, Physeteridae. Gene Ontology annotation, molecular function: transcription coregulator activity. Gene Ontology annotation, cellular component: SWI/SNF complex; nucleus. The record is from RefSeq and is a predicted model, not a curated record. Gene Ontology annotation, biological process: regulation of transcription by RNA polymerase II.